This is a messenger RNA of Mobula hypostoma (lesser devil ray), 4154 nucleotides long. It is a transcript of the gene hells, whose product is annotated as helicase, lymphoid specific. Bases 34 to 2703 code for a protein of 889 amino acids. Gene Ontology annotation, biological process: lymphocyte proliferation; DNA methylation-dependent constitutive heterochromatin formation; pericentric heterochromatin formation. Gene Ontology annotation, molecular function: ATP-dependent chromatin remodeler activity; chromatin binding; ATP binding. The transcript is spliced from 22 exons. NCBI's taxonomy places the organism in Eukaryota, Metazoa, Chordata, Chondrichthyes, Myliobatiformes, Myliobatidae. The record is from RefSeq and is a predicted model, not a curated record. Gene Ontology annotation, cellular component: pericentric heterochromatin; nucleus.
GAUGCCACCUUUUUGAGGUAUCGCUUCUUGAAAAUGUCCUCAGUGGUAGGUAGGGUUGUACUUGUGAUGGAUCUGACUGCGUCUACAACCCUCUGCAGCUUGCGAUGUUGUUCAUUAGAGCCUCCACACCAGGCUGUGGUGCAAGUAGUCAGAAAGCUCUCAAUAGUAUAUCGAUGGAACAGCGAGAUGGCUGAGCACGUGAACGGUGAGAUGGCUGAGCACGUGAACGGUGAGAUGGCUGAGGUGAAUGAGAUCAUUACAGCCAGUAUGUUGGAAGAAGAAAGGCAGCUGGAAGAGGAAGGUCAGGAGGAAGAGAAGAAACUGAUGGAACAGGCUAAAAUGUUUUGGGAAAAAGACUCGCGUGAAAUGCGCUACAAGAGAUUACAACAUUUACUGGAGAAGAGUAACAUUUACUCCAAGUUCUUGCUAAUGAAGAUGGAGCAACAACAACAGGAGGAACAGAAAAGGAAAGAAAAGCUUGAAAAAAAGCAGAAGCUGCUGGUGCAGGCAAACAACUCAUCAACAGAAGAGAGCAAAGUAGCACUAAAGAAGAAAAGAGGAAGAGAAGAAGCAACAUACAGUAUUUCAGAUUACAUCAGUAAGGAGGAUAUUUUGUCAAGAGUGAAAAAGGCUAAAACAGAUGAAAAUCUUGACACCACAACUCAGAAAAAACUUGAAGUUGAGGAUACAGAGAAGAACCAGGAUUCAAAUACUGCAAUUAAGGAUAGGUUGACCCAGACAGUUCGCCACAACUCUCAGCAUCUAUGGGAUCCUGUGAGGUUGGUGAAUGGCCAGCCGGUUCCAUUUCAACAGCCUAAACUCUUCACAAAUGGAGUGAUGAGGUGGUACCAAGUGGAGGGUAUGGAGUGGCUAAGGAUGCUGUGGGAAAAUGGUAUUAAUGGAAUUCUAGCAGACGAGAUGGGCCUGGGAAAGACUGUCCAGUGCAUUGCCAUGAUAGCUAUGAUGGUGGAGCGAGGGGUCCCGGGACCUUUUUUUGUCUGUGGUCCUUUGUCUACACUCCCAAACUGGGUAUCUGAGUUCAAGAGAUUUACUCCAGAGAUUCCUGUGCUACUUUAUCAUGGGAACCAAAAGGAUCGCCAUCAAAAGCUGCGUAAAAUUCACAAACGACAGGGGUCUCUGCACAUCCUACCAGUGGUGGUCACUUCUUAUGAAAUUGCAAUGAGAGACAGGAAGUAUUUCCAGAAUUGUCACUGGAAGUAUCUCAUAGUGGAUGAAGGCCAUAGAAUCAAGAACUUAAACUGUCGCCUGAUUCAAGAGCUGAAAAGAUUCAACACUGACAACAAGCUGCUGUUGACUGGAACCCCUCUACAGAAUAACUUAGCGGAGCUCUGGUCAUUGCUUAACUUUCUAUUACCUGAUGUUUUUGAUGACUUGAAAAGUUUUGAAUCUUGGUUUGAUAUAUCCACCAUCACAGAAAAUGUUGAGGAUAUAGUUGCAAGUGAACGGGAACAAAAUAUUCUACACAUGCUUCACCAGAUCCUAACUCCGUUCCUGCUGAGAAGAUUGAAAUCUGAUGUCACUCUGGAUAUUCCUCCAAAGCGGGAGGUCGUGGUUUAUGCACCUCUGAGCAAGAAGCAAGAGUCAUUCUACAUGGCUAUAGUUAAUAAGACCAUCAGGACACUGCUGGGACAGGAGUCUGAACAGGAAAAGCCACAACUAACUUCUUCAGGACGGCCGAAACGUCGAAGCAGAAAACAUAUAAAUUAUUCAGAAAAUUAUGAUGAUGAUGAUAAAUUGGAGAAACUGAUUGCAGUCACACAGCAGGAUACCUGUGAACAAAGGCCUGUUUUGGAUGUUUCUGUUCCACAAGAAAAGGAAAUUAACUUAAAACUGCAAAAUGUGUUGAUGCUGCUCAGGAAGUGUUGUAACCAUCCUUACCUAAUUGAGUACCCUUUGGAUUGCAGCACCCAGGAGUUUAAGAUAGAUGAAGAGUUAGUGAAAAGUUCUGGAAAGUUUCUCAUCUUGGAUCGAAUGCUGCCAGAGCUCAGAAAAAGAGGGCACAAGGUGCUGGUAUUUUCUCAAAUGACGUUGAUGUUGGACAUCCUGAUGGACUACUGCUACCUGAGAGACUAUAAAUACAGCCGAUUAGAUGGUUCCAUGCCUUACAAUCUGCGCGAGGAAAAUAUAAACAACUUCAACAAUGAUCCUGAAGUUUUCCUCUUCUUACUGAGCACUCGAGCUGGUGGUUUAGGCAUUAACCUGACAGCAGCAGACACUGUCAUUAUAUAUGAUAGUGACUGGAAUCCUCAGGCCGAUCUUCAAGCUCAGGAUCGGUGCCAUCGAAUUGGUCAGAGCAAGCCAGUUGUGGUGUAUCGCCUGGUAACUGCCAACACCAUUGAUGAGAAGAUUGUGGAGAAAGCUGCAGCCAAGAGGCAACUUGAAAAGAUGGUUAUUCAUAAAAAUAAAUUCAAAGGGGGGAAAUUGGGUCUGAAUCAGUCUCGGCGUAGUUUGGAUUCCACUGAACUAAUGGAGUUGCUGAAAUCUCGGGAUCAUGACAGAGUAGUGAAAGGAAACACUGAGAAAGUGAUAAGUGAUACUGAUCUUCGAGUUCUCCUGGAUCGCAGUGACCUAAUCAAACAAACAAAGAAACAGAAUUUGAGAAUGAAAAGCCAGACAGACAAAGUCUUCAAAGUACUUGACAAUGAUGAGGCAAAUGCAGGAAUCCAGCUUUAUGGACUGUGAGGAGUGGCAGGCCACGUCUCUGCAGUCCGGUGUUAGCUACUCCUUCUCUGGAGAACAGUUCCCAAAAGUUCCUCUUUUUUUUGUCGCUUUCCAAGCUGCAUCCUUAGGGUUAUUGAUCUGACAUGAUUUCCUGUUUUAAAGAUGGUUAAACUGGGGCUCUUUCUUGAAAUGUGCUUUUGUUUGGCACAGUAGACUACAGGUGCAAUUUUUUUUCCAAUUUUGAGACUUAUUGCUGCCUAAAAUGUGAAUAAUAGGUUGACUUCAAAUUUUUUUACCCUUGUGCAGGUGAAAUGGGAGAAUAAAGAGUAAUUUUUUCUUUGUUUCCCUGUACACUUUUGUUUAGUUUUAGUAUGUGUUGGGGGGUGGGGGGGGAGUGUUCUUCCCUACCACAAUAUUUGCACACUUAUUGUCUCAGCAGAGUCCCUGUUGAAAAGAAACAGGAAGUUAAGUGUUCCACCAUGUGGUGAGAUUGCUGGGAACACCACUAUGUGCCUUCUGUGUUAUCUAGUACCAGUCGGUGUUAGAAGAUCUGACUAUGCGUCAAUGAAUGUUUGAGUUUUAUCUUCCUUGCUUAUAAAGGGCAAAUUGUAAUCACCAAUCUUAUUUUGUUUUAAAUUGGCACCAGGGAUGGUGUCAGUUGGCUUCUCUCUUCCCUCUAUCCUUUUGUCUGUAAGGGGAAAAUCCCGGAGCGCAGUUUUCCUCUCCUUUUGCUCAAGGUUAAUGAUGGUGAAAUUUGAGAAGCUGAUGAUUGCCAAGUUUUUCUUUGUUCUUCCUUUCUCUGCCCUACCCUGGAUAUUCCUUUGAGUCAAGACCAGUUGUUUAAUUUGAUCAUUGCUCUGUGGUGGAGCUUUUUGCUCACCCAAGUGGUUAUUGUUUUAGUUCAAAAGCCUUUAGAUAAAAAUUAUGAUGGAAACAUUAACGAGCACUGCCUUACACACCUGUGCUCUUUUUGGAGCAUUUUGUAUCUAGGGGCUGCAGAGGAGGGUGGUGAUAAAUGUUACCUCCAUUCAUUCAGGAUCAUGUAAUCCAGCUAUUGGAGCAGUUAGUGCAGAGUUUUACUCUGCUGACAUUGAACUGAAAAGAAUGAAAGGCUGGUUAGUGGUGAUUUUGUAGCAAAAUUAAGAAGUUAAGCAUCUGAAAAUUAUUUCCUUGGACGAGUUUCUUGUUUUCAUUUUGGGUAAUAACACAGGAGUUAAACAAAUACAGAUAGAAGCUACCUGACGAAGAGACUUAGCUCCUGUGCACUGCGAUUCUAGUUGGUUGAUAGGGGAUGCUUGGUAUAGAUAGAUGCCUACCACUGCAGAUACAUGACUGGUCGUGCUUUUUUUUUAAAAAAAAAGUGGGACCUUAAAAGGUUCAGCAUUGUGGGAUACUUUCUUCCAACUUCAAUCCCUAUUGUGUGUUAAAUGCUCUUGUAUAAAUGUACAAAAAAUGGAUUUUAUUAGAAAUAA